This is a messenger RNA of Aspergillus japonicus CBS 114.51, 705 nucleotides long. RefSeq names its product putative O-methyltransferase. The record is from RefSeq and is a predicted model, not a curated record. The annotation marks the transcript as partial. The transcript has 2 exons. NCBI's taxonomy places the organism in Eukaryota, Fungi, Ascomycota, Eurotiomycetes, Eurotiales, Aspergillaceae. Gene Ontology annotation, molecular function: O-methyltransferase activity.
GCCCAAGCCGCGCACGCCCACAUCUUCAGCCAACCCAGCACCGAGCCCUACCGCAACAACCCAUGGGCGCUGUACCGCGCCCUCGACGAAUACAGCCAGACGCGACACCUGAUGAACUUCAAGGAAACCAAGCUCCGCGUCGCGCAGCAGCACCUCGAGUCCAUGCAGCCCAAACCCAAGACCGUCAUCGAGUUCGGGACUUACAUCGGCUGCUCCGCCAUCGCGUGGGCGGCCAUCCUGCGCGAUCUGCACGGGCCGUCCGCGGACAACGACAUCCACAUCUACACCUUCGAGGUGAGCGAGUCCAUCGCCCAGGUGGCGCGGGACUUCAUCGAGCUCGCGGGCCUGCAGGAGGUCGUGCACGUCCUGGUGGGACCGGCGUCGGAGUCUCUGCGUGGGUUGGUCGAGCAGGGCAAGAUCACCCCCGGCGGCGUCGACAUGGCGUUCUUCGAUCACUGGGAGAAGUUCUAUCUCUCGGACCUGCAGCUGUCUGAGGAGCUGGCGCUGUUCCAUGUCGGGUCGAAGGUCAUUGCGGACAAUACGGAUAUUCCCGGCGCGCCGGAUUAUCUGGAGUAUGUGAGGGCGGGGGGCAAGGGAGGGGAGGGUGAGGUAAGAUAUACGACUCGGUCGUUUGAGACGGAGCAUAGGGUGCAGGGACGGCCGAAUAUUGUGGAAGUGACAGACGUCGUGGCUGUCCGGUCAUGA